Molecule: messenger RNA, 10591 nt
Organism: Brassica rapa (field mustard)
Lineage: Eukaryota; Viridiplantae; Streptophyta; Magnoliopsida; Brassicales; Brassicaceae
Product: putative pectinesterase 52
Biological process (GO): cell wall modification; pectin catabolic process
Molecular function (GO): pectinesterase activity
Source: RefSeq, a predicted model, not a curated record
UAAAUCCAUGAGAUUGGCUAAGGAAGACUAGACUCGAGUUCAAGCUCAAGCUAAUCACACUCGGCUUCUGGAACAUUCUCGAAUUAAAACCACCACAACGAUCCGGCUGAUCCGACCACUCUCCUUGACCAUAUGUACCAAUAACAUAACGGUUUGAACAAAGGUUAAUCAGUCCGGUCCAACCCCAAGGUUCAAGAUUCAGGACAGCUACUAAGAGAAGUUCAAGGCAACUUCAGUUCGGUUCAAACAUAAAUUGUUUCAGCUAAGUUGUCUAGAUGAUAGGGGACCAUGAGCUGAACUAAUAUAAAUUCACACAAGGGAUUAAGAAAUUAAUCCAGAGAGGAAGAUCAACAACUCAGCCAGCUGGUUAUAAUCUAAACUGAUCUGGAUCAAAAGGCAAAACAGUUUACUGGUUCAAAUCAAACAAUGUCUGAACUCAACUGAUACACCUCUUUAAGAUGAAGCCACACCAAACCUGAUCAGUACCACAUCAAGACAAGGUUGGACUCAAUCCGAACAAAGCUGAAUCGUGGUCAAUCCAACAUAAAUGCUCACAUAAAAAUUAUCCACACAAUAACUUACAUCUUUACCGAUUAAAAUCAAAGGCUGAAGAACAUGGGUGAUUCUCAACUUCAGGACACCAAAUAUCCAACUCUUUACCACCCAAAUAUUCACUGAUUAAAGUCACAAGAUGGUGAGAAAGGGUCGUCCAAGCUCACUUCUCUUCCCUGAUUUUUUUCUGAAUUUUUCAACCAAUAUUUCUCACAGAUUUUUCUCUCUUCUUUCUCUCUUUCUCUCUGAAUUUUCAGUCUGGUUUUGGAGCUUAAUGAGCUCUCCCAGGAAGACCAGAGGUUAAUAAAUGAGAGGAUACCAGCAUAAAAAGAGUCAGCAAGAAAGGACAGAAUUAAGAGACAAGUGGUGAGCUGAAUCACACUUUCUCUCCCAUGAAGUAAACUCAUUUCCUUCCCAUGAAGAAACAUCAAGCAGCUGGUGACUUGUACAUGAAUUUUUAAUGAAUCAAGCAGACAUGUAAGCAGGUGCAAGUCACAUGACUGGUCCAGAAAGCAAGCAGGUGAAAAUCAUGUGCAUCGCACAUGACCGGCCAAGCAGCUGAACGGUCUUUUCAGACAGUUUUCGACCAACAUUUCCCGUCCGUCGAAUCUCGUCUUGCUUUCGGAUAAAAUCGUCCAGCUUAAAUAAAAACUAUCCAUUUUAAUUAACACUCGGUCAAAACUAUCAAGGGAAGGUCUAUCGACCACAAGACAGUCCCGUCGAGACAUUAAUCAAUGGGUCGAUUUUUAUUUUUAAUUGUGGUCGAACCAACUCCAAACUGGUCGAGCGAAAUUUUUCUCAACCAAAAUCCUAUUCGUUCGUGAGGGUAUUUACAGCGUUUGUGAUGGUUGUGGUUUUAAGCGUUACUAGAGAUUGAUAUGUACGUUUGUGUGGAUGUUAGUUUUUACUUUUUUAUAAAUUGUUUGAUGACAUUUCUAAACACAUAAGUUAUUUGGAUAUUUCUAGGUUCCUACAAAUCUAUCCGGACCCGGAAGGAUCCAAGUCCAAACCUCAUCCAAAAAUUUAUAAUAUCCGAACAAAGUUUAAUUUUAAACUCAAAUAUCCAACACCAAAAAAAAACGAUCCGGACCCUGAAGAUUUCGAGUCCGAACCCUGUCCAAAAUUUUAUAAUAUUCGAAUAAAAUUUAUUUUAAACCCAAAAAUCCAAUACCUAAAAUUUAAUUUAACCAAGGAAUCACUCUCACGACAAGACCCACUUUGCGUCAACUCCACCACCACCACUGCCAACAAACGUCACUCAAUUCUAGAGAAUAGAAAAGUGAGUUAAUGGCCUUCUUUAGCAAGAGAAUAUCCUUGUCUCUACGAAUUUGAUCAUCCAAGGCUGAAACAGCACUAUUAUGUAAAUAUGCUGAACACUCAAAAGUACAUAAGGUGGAAACCUAGAAGGUUUGAUUUUUGGAGUUCCUACAUUGAACUGCUGUAUGAGUUAAUGGGACCAGAUCAUAUUUUUUUUUCUGUGGUUUACUUUUUUUUACUUUUAUCUUAAGUGCGCUAAACUUUAUUUUCACUGUUAAUUUUUUGGCUUGCAUAGAAUUUGACUGUAUUUCUUUUUAUUUGUGUGGAUUGAUUCUUAAUUUUCAUAUCAUUAAAUUAUGUAAAAUUUACAAUGCAAUCACCAUUUAUCACUAACAUAUUUUUACUUAGCGUUGAUGUUGAUUAAACUGAAAUUUACUAGGUUAAUAUUGCAUUGUUUAUGGGAAUUGUUGUGAUAUAUUUUUGAAAUAUAGAGUUAUUUUGAAUAUUAAAUGUAUGUUAACACCUAUAAAAACUUGUUGCACAAUAAAAGUAUAAUAUGCGUCAGAUCAAACAAACACAAAUAUACAAAUAUGCAUAUAUAUAUAUAUUUAAUAUGUUAUAAGAAUACAAUGGUAAUUUUUUUUAAUUUGAAAGUAGUUACGAAAGACAAUUCCAAAUAUACGUGCAUAUGAAACCACCAUCGGUUACAGGAACAGCAUAUUCUUCAUGGCUUGUUACAUGUUUGUUGCAAAACUUUUUGCAAGCUUCUUCACAAAUAGUCAUAUCUGCUUUUUUGGCUACUUUCAUGCAUUGAUUCGAGAUGCAGUGUUUGAUACAUUUUUCACCAUUGGUUGAAACACAAAUUUGCGCCGAAAACAUCACUGUACAUAUAGCUACAAUCAUGAAAAUAAUGAAUGAUUUUUUACAAGUUUGAGUCGUCAUAAAGUAUAUUAUUAGAACAAAUAUGAAAUUCUAAUAUAGUAUAGUCUGAUUUUGAUCGUGAAAAGAUGAUUUUUUUUUGUAAUAUUGUGUUAGUCUUGGUAAUUUAUAUAGUAAAUUAAUGAUGACUAUUUUUAACAGUUUGUUUUAAAUUUUUAGUUGUUGCUCUGUUUUAACGUAUAUAAACCGAAUAAGUUAUGUGAAACUUAUCUGUACUUUCUUAUGUUAGUUAUCUAUCCAGUUUUUCUUAUAACAAUAUAAAAUAUAUCAUUUAUAACUAUUGUAGUUGUAUUUUAAAUGAUCUCAUAGUAUUUAUUUUAUGUCUAAACUCGCAAAAUUAUGGUUUUAUUUUGAAAUCCUCAAAUGACAAUUUUUUUUAGAAAGUAUAUUGUUUUAAAUUAGAAAAAUAUUUUAAAUUUUUUCCUCUAAUAUAUGAAAAAAAACUUAAUAAUUAAAUCAUGAAGAAAAUGGCUCUGAGUGCAAUUUCUUUGACUAUUUUUUUCAGUUAAUCUUUUCACUUCUUUUGCUUAGUAACAACUGUGUUUACCACGGUUUCUGUUUUUUUCAGGCUACAUCGGGGGUGGUUAUCUGACGGUUCUCCACACAAGCCUCCCAUCUUCGUAGUGGGCGGUUUUGACUACUACAGCGAUCUGGUUUUUCGGUCAGGAAGGAUUUAUAACCCUUUUAUAUACCUGUUUAAAUGUGGAAAAAAAUUUCAAGCUUUCACCUUUGAUAAGAAACAUAAAUGUCUAAGAGUUCAGGUGUUCUGAGGUCAAUACCCCAAUACCCUACCGAUGAGACUACACCUUAAGCUCUUAAAUGAGAUAAUUGGUGGUGAUUUUGGAUAUCUCUUAUGAGUAGUGGGCUUGAAAUGGUUAGGUUUGGGAGAUGAGGUCAUGUACAUGGAAGUACCUUAUAAGAUUGAUACUAAUUGAUGUGGCUUGUCACAUACAGUGGUGAAAGUGAAUAGUUCAAAGGAUAUGCGAGUUCUUGCGUUUUCAAACUUCUUUCACAGGGUUAGUUCUUUGUUUUGCUUGUGGGCAAGCAAAGGCUAAGUUCUUUCGCGAAGUUGAUAUAUAACAUGGUUUUUACAGAGUUUUUAUAUUGUUAAAAUAGAUAAGUUCUAUUUUUAUUUUGUAAUAAAUGAAGUCGGAUUAUUUAGAAAAGACAAUAAAUAAAGUGGUAUAAAUUAGUUAAAAUGAAAGGAAGAAAUUGCAAGAAAUCACUUACAAAUAGGUAAGCAUUAUUUUGUAUUUCAUUUUUAAUAGAAUAGUUUAAACGUUUUGUACGACUGGUAUAUCGGUUAAAAAUUAAGAGUUUGCGGGAUUAUUAUGACUAGUUGAUUACUAAACAAAGCAGCGAUUUAAUAAUAAAAUGAAAAAUAUUAACAUUUUAUAUAAUGAUAUAAAUAUUAAAAAAUAUUAUUAUAAGUAAUGUAAAAAUUCUUUUAUAGAAUUGUAUUAUUAAUUUUUAAAAAUUUAUUUUUGGGUAUAGAUAUAUUAAUAUAAAAAAAUUAUAGCAAAUACUUUUCACUACAAGAAAAUGUGGUAUAUUACGACUACAAUAGUGUCGUUGUAAUUUAACAUUGUCUUUACGUCUACUUUACGACGAUAUAUAAAAUCGUCGUAAUGUAGACAUAAGUUUGCUAUGAUAACGUUUCGUUAUAAAUUAGUCGUAAAGUAACAUCUAUUUAAGAACGACCUAGUCGUAGCUUUGCUACGAAAGCAUUUCGUCGUAAAUUAAUCAUGACGUUACGACUAGUUUACGACAACCUUUCUAUUUCGUCGUAAAGAGGUCGUUAAAUUACGUCUAUUUCACAUCUAAUAGUUUCCAUCUAAUUAACGACCUUUUUACGAGGAAUGCAGUUGUAAAUUAGUAGUAAAGGUUAUGGUGAACAUAAAUUGAUCGUAACAUUCCCACCUACCAAAAUAAAAAAUUUCCUAUAAAUAUGCUCUCCUCUCUCAUUCUUAAGAUGCACAAAAAAAUAAAAAUAAAAGUUAAAAAAUGUCUCGAGAUAUCUAUGAGCUCCGGAGUUAGAUGUAUGCACACAAAGAUUCUGCGAGAAGAGUGACAAGCAAAUUUCUCAACAGAGCAGAGAUAUUCUUGUACCAUGCCGGAAAGACGUCUUUCACGCAGGAAACAUGUAAAAUGUUCUGUCCAUGUCGUAAAUGCAAGAAUACCAAGUUUGCUCAGAGUGAAACAGUUUGGAAACAUAGAGUAAAUAGAAGAUUAACUCCACAACACUACAUUUGGUUUCACCAUGAAGAAGGUGAUAGUAGGAAUGAAGCUAGUAGUAGUAAUCAAUUUAAAAAUAUUUGUAAUAGAGAUGAACCGAGUUAUUUGCAUUCUGAAAUCCCUCAGGAGGAUCAGAUGGUAGAUACUGAUAGGAUGCAUGAUAUGGUAAAUUGUCGUUCUUUUAUUCGCUUGUCUAAACUGAUUUUUUUAAAAGUAAAUGUCACAGGUAAUACACGGCCCAUUGUUAAUAAUGUAUGUUGGGUUAAAAUAUACGACAACCCUUUUGUCUAGAAUAUGUUUUUGUAUUUUUCAAUAUCCAUUAAGAAGCCCAAUUUUCUAAGUUUAUAGGUAGAUUUAAGGAUUUUUACUAAUUAACAUAAUAAAAAUUACCAAUAGCAAAUAAAUUACAUAAAAAUUACUAAGAAUAAAAUUUUGUAAUUUUUAAACUCACAAAAAUAAUUUCUAUGAUAACGUUUUGACUGUUGAAUAUCCAAAAAUAUUAUUAUGCAAAAGGGUUCAGAUAAAACUCGGAUUCCCGAAUCAGAAGAACCAAAUUAAAUUUGGUCCGAAAAAUAGUAUCGAAUCCGAACUAAAACCGGCAAAAAUUCGCAUGGAUUCAAUUUUUUUGUAUCUAAAGAAGUAGAACUGAACCUAAUCCAAACCGUAAUAUUACAGGUAUCCGAAUAUAUUUGAAUCAUAUAUAAAUAUAUAUAUAUAUAUAUAUACAUAAAUAUUUUAAUUAUUUUUAGUUUUAAUAUCCAAAAUAUAUAAAAUAUUUUCAAAUUUUCCAAAAUACUUAAAAAUAUAUACAAAUAGUCAAAAAUAAAUAUCUAAAAUAGAAAAACAAUACUCAAAUCACCAAAAAUACUUAAAAUAUAUAUUGAUUCUCCAUCUAAAUAUUCAAGUCGAACCAAUUUUUAUGUUGAAUUUAGGUAUUUUGAUAUGUUAUUCAAAUUCAUAUGUUAAAUAUUAAUUUUACUUUUAUAUUUUUAGAAAUUCAAGUACAUAUAAAUUUAAAUGUUUAAAUACAAUUUAAAUGGGUUAUCUAAAUCCAAAUCGAACACGAAAAGAUCUGAACUGAACUUGGACCGGAAUAUAUAAAUACAUGAAUAGGGGUGAAUUCUUCAAACUCAAAAACCCAAAAUUCGAAUAGACCCAAACCAAACAAGUAUGGAUACUAACAUCGUAUAAAUACAUUUGAAAAAGAUAAUUAAUCAUUUUGAUUUAUAAAAAUUAAAGUAAACAUCCACGCGGGCGCGCGGAUCAUAAUCUAGUUAAUGGUUAAAUAGCAUUGUAUUAGUAUAAAAAUCCAAUAUAAUUCUCACCAUAUCACUUUAAUUUUUUGGUGUCACACUUUUGAGAAACUAAAAUGUGAAAAUUUUAAUCAAUUUGUUUUUAAAAAAAUUUCUCGAUCUACAUACAAUUUGAAAAGAUAUACCCACAUUUUAAUAUUUAUUUUAAUAUUUUUAUUUUUAAAAAUGUAAUGAAUUUUUUUUUUAAGAUUCCAGAUAAAGUUUCAUUUAUCUUACAACUCAAUUUUCAAUCAUGUUUAUUAUUUGAUUAAUUCCAUUUUAUCGAUUAGUGAGAUAGUAAAUUUGUUGCCUUAUGAAUCUCAACAAAGAAAAUCGUCUUUCUGAUCAAAGAGAAAUAUUUUUAUUCAUGUACAAUAAAGGUGGUAAAUUUUUUGGACAAUACAUAAUAAUAUUAUGUAUCCAUUUUGGAUGAAAAAAUUGGAACAAAUCUUACAAUAAAUAUGAAUCCUAGAUUUGAAACCUGAUAGGAAAUAAUUUAGGAAAAAUUGCCAAAAGAGAAUAAAAAUUCGGUAUGGUUUUCUCUUUGGUAUAAUUACAUCAUUAAGUUGUCCCUUUGGUAUAAUGUUUUUAAUAAUCCCAAAACUAACCCUUGAUUAAUCAAAUUAAUCAAAUUAAUACAUUUUAAAAGUAUUUAAAUAUUAAAAAACGAGUUAAAAAUAAAAUUAAAAAAAUAAUAUAUAUAUAUAUAUAUAUAUAUAUAUAUAAUUGGGAAAAACCUUAGGAUAGCACUAAAAAAAUUUAUGUCACAAAUAUAGAUUCUAAAGAUCAAAAUGACCAAAAUGUUUUAUUAAAGAUAAAUAUACAUUUAUACUCUUAGGGUUAAAUAAUUCAAACCUUAGAGUUUAGAGUUAAGGGGUGGAGAUUUGGGAUUGAGAUUUUAAAUUUUAUAAAAUAAAAUAUUCAAAAUUUGAAAAAAUUUUUUUGAAAAAGUUUGAAUUUGAAAACUUAUAAUCUAAAACUAUAAAAAAAAUAUUUUUUUUAAUUUUUUUAUAUAUAUUUAGGGUAUUAUGGUUCUUUUACCUAUUAAAUGAAACAUUUUGGUCAUUUUCCUCCUUGUGAUCUAUUUUUGUGACCAAAACUUAAAAAUGGUCUAUUUAGGAGAAUUGCUCUAUAUAAUUUUAAGUCACUAUUUUAGAGUAUAUUAAUAAAAAUAAUAUAUUUGACGUUUUUAUAUUAAUAUAAAUUUUCUGAUAUAAACAAUUGAAUUCAAAAUAAUUAUAUUAAUAAAUACAUUACUAAAAAAAUGAAUAUGUUAAUAAAAAUUUAAUUAACAUAAAGAGCAUACAAAAAAAUAAUAUUUUUUUUACAAACUGUACAUUUAAAUUUACAAAUAUUUCCAAAAUAUUGACUAAAAGUUUUUAGUCGAUAUUCAACAAUUUUUAGUGUAUGUUAACUAUUUUAUAAAUUAUUUAAAUAUCUUAAACAUUUUUAAAUAUUUUAAAUUUUUAAUCAUAUUUUGAUAAAUAAUUUUAUACUUUAAUUAGUCAUAAUAAGUAACACUUAUAUACUAAUAUUUUUACGAUACUUAUAUACUUUAAUUCAAUUAUUACUUUUAAUAUAUAAUGUUAAUUAAAAAUAGAAUAUUCUCUUGCAUAGAAUGGAUAAUAACAUUUAUAUAUUCCCCGUGAUAUACACAAUUGAAUUUCAAAUAAUUCUAUAAAUAAAUAUAUUAAUAAAAAUAAAAAAAUUAUACGUAAAUUAUUUUUAGUCAAUAUAUGUUUGUAAAUAUAUCAAAAAAUAUAUGUUUAUAACUUUUAGGCAAGCACAAAGAUUACAAAUAUUUUUUAGAAUAUUUUUGUGACCAAAUAUACACUUUUUAAGAAGUUAGAAUAUUUCAAAUAUUUAUAGAAUAUUUUCUUAACUGAAAUUUUCUAAAUUUUCGCAACAAUCAGGUUUUCUUAUUUGUAGAAGAUACUUUUUACAUAGCGUAGAACGAAAACAAAAAUUCUACAAACAGAUUCUACCUCAUGCAGCCGUCAGAGUAAUGUUUAGAUUUCACGUUCCGAGAGUUGUAGAAUACGUAAUAAAAAUAGAAGAUGCAUUCUACAGAAAAGUAGCUAUCUUUACAAUUAGUAGAAUUCACAUUUCCCAUAUUUAGAAUUUUAAGUAAAAGUAGAUUGUUCGUUUUAAAAAAAGUAGAUGAACUUGUUUAAUUUAGAAUUUACUUUCUACUAACCCAUAUUCCAUAGAAGAUGAAUUCUACUUUUAGUAGAACGUAAUUUUAAAAUUUAAUUUAUCAAGUUUUUCAGUCAAAAAAAAAAGAGUUUGUGUAUAUGAAUGUUUUAUCAAUUGUUUCCAUUUUUUACAAAAUUUUUAAUUCAUAAAACUAUUUAUUUCAUUAACUUUUAGAAUUGGAAAGGGUAAAAGAAAGAAAAAGUGGACAAAAUUUUUUUUAUACCAAAAGGACAACUACGCUGAACUUUUGUUCCGUUUUGGCAAUUUUUCCAAUAAUAAUUUACCACUUGCUUGACCAGACAAAAAUGUGAUAUUACUUGUGAUAAUAUUUUAGACAUGAUAAGAACUAAUUUAUCAUGUGCUUGACCAGACGAAGACGUAGUUGUACUUUAGUUUUUAUGUUACUUUCUCAACCAAACAAAUUUUUAUGUUAAUUUUAGUUUUUGAUGACACUUUAUUCAAAUUUACAUUUGUAUAUUAUUUUUAUUUUUAGCUUUUUAAAAUUGAACAUAUAAUUCAAUUUAAAUUUUCUUACAUAAUUUAAAUGGAUACUUGAAUCCGAAGAAAAGCAACAAUGAUCCGAACCAAUUUAAAGUUUAUAAUCUGAACGAAAUUCAAUCUCCAAAAUUCAAAACUUGAAUAGAUCAAAUCCGAACUGAACAUAAAAGUCAUGAAGGAAUACCCGAAACACCUACCCCUUAGUAAAAUAUAAUCAGUCCGCAGCAUAUCAAUUAAGCCAAAAUUCGAUAAAUUGAAAUGUUGAGUCAAUUUAAUAGUUGUAAUAAAGAGAAAGUUAGAUUCAGAAUAUAUCCUAUAUUAAAUAGGAAAUAUACUAUUCCACUUAAAGCAACAAAAAAAAUUCAGCCCUCACUACCGUAAUCAUAUUACAAUUAAGAGUCAUAUUACAAUUUCAUUCUCAUCCUCUCAUUAUUCUUUCUUCCCUUCAAUUUUUUUUUUCACAAAUACGAUAAAACUUAAAUAAACAUGCCUGGUUUGUUCAUCUUCAUAGCUUUGCUUCUGAGUUCUUGUACUGGAUUGUCGACAGCAACUGAUCAAACUUGUGGUAACAAAGUGGUAAACACAAUCUUCGUUGACCUAGCCGGUUCAGGAAAACACAGAACCGUUCAAUCUGCCAUUGAUUCUGUUCCUGAACCCAAUUCUCAAUGGAUCAAAAUCAAAAUAAAAGGAGGUGUCUACGUAGAGAAAGUGGAAAUACCGUUGACGAAACCGUGCAUAAUAGUAGAAGGAGAGGGACAAAGAGUCACGACCAUCACGUACAAUGCUCACGCAGCCACUGAUGUCAGCUCCACUUUCACCUCCCACCCAUCCCAUGUUGUCGUCAGAAACUUAACAAUCAUGAAUUCGUAUAAUCGUUUGAGUAUUCGAAGUAGACCGAGUUGGGAUAUAAAGCCAGCGGUAGCGCUUACGGUUUAUGGCGAUAAAUCAGCGUUCUACAACUGCGGUUUCUUGGGGUUACAAGAUACGUUGUGGGAUGUUCAAGGCAGACAUCUCUUCAAAAACUGUUACAUCGAAGGUGCUAUUGAUUUCAUUUUUGGUAGUGGCCAAUCUAUCUACGAGGACUGUCAUAUAAAUGCAACGGCGGGCGUAUUGGCACCAAUAGUUAACUUUGGGUACAUAACGGCUCAAGCAAGAUGGAGUCUCAAGGACCCGAGUGGGUUCGUGUUCUUACGUGGAAGUGUUACAGGGACCAUGAAUGUAUACCUUGGACGAGCCUAUGGUCCAUUCAGCCGAGUCAUUUUCUUCCAAACAGAUCUCGCUUCUGUCGUUGUCCCUCAGGGCUGGUUCCCUUGGAACUACGCUGGCCACGAAUCAAGGUUCACGUACGCAGAAGUUGAGUGUAAAGGAGCAGGAUCGCAUUUAUCUAGAAGAGUUCCUUGGAUUAACAAAGAUGUUUCUACGCUCGCUAAGGACCAAUUUGCUACCUACUCUUUCAUUGACCAAGAUGGAUGGCUCUCUAAUAUUCCUCCUUUCUAAUGAAACUUGCUUUAAUUUGUUGUUACCAAAUUAUUUUCUACUCUUGUUGGAUAGAAUAUUAUUGUGUUUAAUCUUCUUUAUACAGUGUUAUUUUUGUGGACAUACUACCAUUUAUCUCUAAAGCA